AUAACACCAUCUAAUAAAAUUAAAUUAAGAAAUCACCACCAGAAAACGGAUGCUGUGACGGAAAUUGUGUGUGGGUCCCACAGGUUAGCUUACCCUCCAAAUUUUUGAGUUCUUGAAUUCGAUUUUCUCUCUCCCUGUUUCAUUACUCACUCUCCCUCAUUCAUUACUCAACUAUUCCCUCAUUAAUUUCUCAGUGAUAAAGAUUCAACCACCAAAAUUGCGAAUCAGAAUCAAACCCUAGGAUAAUUUGUGUAGUUGGGAGAGUGAAUUGCAAGGAGAGGUGUCAGUGUUUGAGCGAAACAACUCAGCCAUAUUCGUCAGCCAUUUUCGACCUACAUAAAGCUUGUACUUUUCUGGGUUUCUAACAGCGACAGGAAGAAGAAUCUGAAAGAGAUAAUGACCACAACAGAUGGUAUGGUUGAUAUUGUUUUUAGAGUGGGGGGUGCUUUUGUUCCCAAGAGAGUGCACAAAAAAAAGAGUUUAAUUGUCUACUGUGGUGGGUUAUGUUAUUGGAGGAGGGGUGUGAAAGUUAAUAAGCUUGAUGUGCCUUACAUUAGGGAAGCUGCAAUUCAUGGUUUUGUCAACUUUAGUGUCAAUGUGGCUACUCUUUACAGCUGUUGGUAUAGGGAAAAAGGAAAAACCUUCAAUACUGGGAAAAGGGAAAUAGUCAAUGAAGAUGAAAUUAGGGGACUUUUACAAACAGUUAAUGGGCAAGGGUAUGUUGAAGUGUUUGUGUCUUCAGAUGAUGAAUCAGUGAGGCCCAAUAUUGUUGAGGCCCAACACACUCCAAAGAAGGCUGUAGUACCAAAGGGGAAGAGUGCAUGUAAGAGUUUGCAGCUUAGGAGAAGCCCUAGAUUACAUAAGACUGAUGUACAUGAAAGUCAAAGGGAACAGAGCUCACCCAAACCUAGAUCUAUAUUGCCUCCCACAAAGAACAAGGGAAAAGGGAAAGUAGAUACUUGCAAAGGGCUGUCUGGAGCUUCUGGUAGUGGGAAGGAUAAGGAUAAGGGGAAAGGGAAGCUAGUUGGGAAAGAAUUGUUGUUUGAGAGUGAUAGUGAUGAUGACAGAUCUGGGAGUGAGGAGUUUUAAAGUGAUGAUUGUAGUGAUGUUGACAUAAAUUGGGAACCAACUGAAGAGGAGUAUGAUGAUGGUGAUAAGCAGUGGUUUAUACAAGAUGCAGGGGUGAUUCUUGAGGAGGUUGACAAGAAACUAAGAAAGGGUUUACAGAAAGAAGGUGGGGGCCUUAGUGAGAACUUGGAUGUUGCUGAGGUUCAGAUUGAAGUAGAAGAUGAAGGAGAUUCUGAUGAGUUAAGAAGUUUAGGUGGUUCAUCUGAUGAAGAGGACCAUAGUCCUGUAUUUAAUGAUAAGGUUGACUUCACCAAGGCUGUAAAACUGGUUUCAAACUUGAAGUUCAAGGAUGCUACUGUGUUGAGGAAAGAUUUAAGAUUGCAUGCCAUUGAAAACAGGUAUGAAUUCUACUUCUUACAUAAUGACAGCACUAGGAUCACUAUUCAAUGUAGGAAUAGAUGUGGCUGUCAGUUUAGUGCAAAGACAAGUAGGAUGCCCCUUUGUACAUGUAUAGGUGUAGUUAGGUGCAAUACUGGUUAUCCUUGUGUUCAUGCUUAUGCAUGUGUGAUGGACCAGAGAUCUGAUAUUGAGCAGUUUGUGCACCCAUACUACAACAUAAACACCUACAGGAAGGCUUAUGAACCCCCUAUUCAGCCAAUGCCAGGUCCUAAGCAUUGGGACAGGGUGAAUGUCAGAGGACCACUUCCAUACAACCAGGAAGACCUAAACUGAAAAAAAGGAAGUUGGAGCAGGAUGAAGGAUCAUCAAAAGGGGCCCAGCAACAGAAGCCCAAGCAUAGGAAGAACCAAUGCACUGAAUGUGGUGGGUUUAGGCAUUAUGCAAAGACUUGCAAAGCUGAAGCUGUUCCCGAGCCAUCUGAACAAAAAGCAGAAGCAGCAGGCAGGCCUCCCUUAAACUCACCUUGGGUAGUGGAUCAAAGGAAGAAGAAGGAGGAAAGAGCUGCAAGGAAGAAUGCCAUUGGAGCUGUGCCAAACAACAUUGGCAACAGGACAUUUCCACAAGAGAGGCCUGGAUGGGAACCUUGGAGAAAAAGGAAGGCUCCAGUAUCACAACAACAAUCCCAGGAUGCAGCCCAAACAAGGCCUUCUUCUAGUCAGCCAACUGCAAGCAAAACAGCCACCACCAGCUAAGUUGGAGUACAAACCAGGAGGGGAAAGCUUCAAAAUGCUAACAAGCUUAAUCUUACUCAGUGAUUAAUAUGUAAUCAACUUCAUUUUGUAUGACUGCAGACAAUAAUUUAGGUGCUUUAUUGUUAGUUUGUUUAAGUCAGUAGGUUGUGGUGUUAGUUUUGAACAAAUAACUUGAUUUAAGUCUUUUGUAUGCCUCUUUUGUUGCCAAACUUUGUGCAUAUUCUGGCUUAAUGGUCAAUAUAACUACUUUUGUGCAAAUUGUUGCUUUGGGUGAUUUAUUAAAGUUGUUUAUGUUAUUUGAAACAUUGCUCAUUCAUUCCAAACAUACAUUGCAAACACUUUACCAUUCAUUAAAAGCAAAUGUGGAUUCAACCCACUUCAUUUACAAUACAUAACAACCAGUGCUCCCAUGUCCAUUGCAUAUUACUGAAUACAUUAGUAACCUACUCAUACUACACCUACUUAAACAUAAAAGACACUACAGCUGCAACAACAAUACAAAUAAUACCAACAAGCCAUAGUUUAAACUGUUGAUCCAUGCAUCCCCUGCCCUCACCAUCUUUGCUCAUUCUCUUUCUGACAGAGUUGAGGGCCUUACAUUUUAGCUUCAAAUUGUCAACCUCAUUGAGUAAGCACCUCAUUUGGCCACUUAGAUCUUCCACUUCCCUUUUGUAGUCACUAACUUCACCCUUUAACAACUUCUUAUCAAGCAACAAAUUGUUGAUAACCUCUGUUUGCCAUGUUGUCCCAUUAGGUUGAUCAGCCCAUUCAAAGGCUUUACACCCUCUACUCUCAGUCACUGGAUCAUAAAACUUACAAGUUCUGAAUUUUCUUCCAGGAUUCUCCCUUGUCCAGCUUGUCAGCUUUGAUAAGGGAACACCAC
Molecule: messenger RNA, 3102 nt
Organism: Chenopodium quinoa (quinoa)
Lineage: Eukaryota; Viridiplantae; Streptophyta; Magnoliopsida; Caryophyllales; Amaranthaceae
Exons: 3
Coding region: 397-1089 (230 amino acids)
Source: RefSeq, a predicted model, not a curated record